This is a messenger RNA of Macadamia integrifolia, 291 nucleotides long. RefSeq names its product putative peroxiredoxin-B. The coding region runs from base 1 to 291 and encodes 96 amino acids. The record is from RefSeq and is a predicted model, not a curated record. The transcript is spliced from 2 exons. NCBI's taxonomy places the organism in Eukaryota, Viridiplantae, Streptophyta, Magnoliopsida, Proteales, Proteaceae.
AUGGCUUCUGCAAUUCUCAGGCGAUCAGACGGCAGUUCGAUGCAGUGGAUGGUGAUUGGGACUCGAGCUAUUGUUUCGAGGGCUUUUGUGUAUGUUUCAGUUGGAGCUGGCAUCGUUGAUAUUUUGGGCUCCCUGUUUUGUUCUAAAGCUCAUGCGCCUAGUUACAAGAACAACAUUGAUAAGCUCCAGGCCAAAGGGAUUGAUUUUGUAAUUUGUGUGGUUGUCAAUGACCCAUAUGUGAAGGACUGGGCAAAGAAGCUUGAAGCAAAUGAUUGUACCACUUCAAUGUAA